Molecule: messenger RNA, 1350 nt
Organism: Saccostrea cuccullata (small rock oyster)
Lineage: Eukaryota; Metazoa; Mollusca; Bivalvia; Ostreida; Ostreidae
Product: E3 SUMO-protein ligase ZBED1-like
Exons: 1
Coding region: 1-1350 (449 amino acids)
Molecular function (GO): DNA binding
Source: RefSeq, a predicted model, not a curated record
AUGUCGACAGUUUCGACAGAUACAGUUGAAGGAGGCGAUGUAUCUAUUGCGACAGACACAAAUAAUAAUCUUUCAAUGAAACCCAUCAAACUACAGAACCCUCCUGCGUCCUAUCGGUCGGCAGUAUGGAAGCAUUUUGGAUUUAAGAUAAUUACAGUGAACGAAAGGCAAGUUACGGAACGAGAUAAAACUGUCUGCAAAAUUUGUUUCAAUGAAAUUAGUUACAAGGCAGGAAACACAACCAAUAUGGCUGUACAUUUAAAACGUAAACACUCAGUAUUAUUGAAUGAGAACCCAAUAAGCCCAGCAACAGCUAGUCUAAAAAAAUCUCCGUCUACAAUGUCUGUGAAAACAAGUAACAGCACACAUAAAGGGCAAUACACUCAAUUGCAGCUUCACAACUUUUCUAGUCCAAAAACAAAGUUCCCGUCAACUUCACAGAGGAGUCGAAACAUAACCGUGGCAAUAGCUGGAUUUCUAGCAUGUAAUAUGCGCCCCUUUUCAACAAUAGAAAACAUUGGAUUUAAGAAUUUGGUUAGCAUUUUAGAACCAAAAUUUGAGAUGCCUAGUAGAACACACAUGGCACAAAAAGUGAUGGUUAGCAUUUUAGAACCAAAAUUUGAGAUGCCUAGUAGAACACACAUGGCACAAAAAGUGAUGCCAGAACUCUACAUAAAAGUAAAAAAGAGAUUUCUAACUGACAGUAAUAAAGCAGAUUUCAUAACUGUGACAACUGAUGGUUGGACAUCUAGGGCUGCCCAGAGUUAUAUUACAAUUACUGCCCACUACAUUGAUGACAGUUUUGAAAUUCAGAACCAUACUUUACAAACCAGGCAAUUAAAUUCCUCUCACACUGCUGAGAACUUAGCUGAAGUUUUGACAAAUGCUGUUGAAGAGUGGGGUCUCAAGAAGUCUCAACCAAUUGCCAUUACUACAGAUAAUGCUAGUAACAUUGUCUCUGGAAUAAGCAGCAUUUCAUCAGAAUUUUCCCCCCACAUUAAAUGUUUUGCACAUACAUUGAACCUUGCGACACAGAGGGCAAUUAAAUGUCAACAAGUUGGUAGAGUUGCAGGUAGAAUUCGAAGGAUAGUGUCUUUUUUUCACAGAAGUUCUACAGUUACAGCUAUUAUGGCAUCAAAACAGGUUUUGCUUGAACUUCCAAAACACCAAUUGAUCCAAGAUGUAUCAACUCGUUGGAACAGUACGUACGAUAUGUUUAGUAGAUAUAUUGAGCAGCAACCUGCAGUGUUUGCAACCCUUCUGUCUAAGGAUGUCAAAAAGAAUCUGAAAGAUGUAGUCACAUUGUCUGAUGAUCUCAAAGCAGUAGAAGAGUUCAUCCAUGAGUUUUGA